Messenger RNA from Orbicella faveolata, 2065 nucleotides. RefSeq names its product histone-lysine N-methyltransferase SETMAR-like. Gene Ontology annotation, cellular component: nucleus. Gene Ontology annotation, molecular function: zinc ion binding; protein binding; histone methyltransferase activity. NCBI's taxonomy places the organism in Eukaryota, Metazoa, Cnidaria, Anthozoa, Scleractinia, Merulinidae. The record is from RefSeq and is a predicted model, not a curated record.
CGCCUGACUGUUUCUGGCAGUUCGCAUUCGUAUUGGUGAGAUCUAUCCGCUCAGUGAAUUGCUGGUCUGAGCAAAUGAUAGCAGAGGAUAUAUCAAAAGGAAAGGAAAACGUUAAGGUUCCAGUGGUGAAUGAGCUCAACGACGAAAAGCCUAGCGAAUUUGGGUACACCCCAUUCUGCAUAGGUGGGCCAAAUGUCAGCGAGGCAUUUAAUUCCCCAUUCUACACUGGAUGUAGAUGUCAGCAACUCUCAUGUACCAUGGAUAUCUGCUCUUGCUUAGAAAGAUAUGGGCCAUUUUAUGAUGAAGAUGGAUGUCUUCAAAUCUACAAUCAGCCAACUGAUUACUGCCAACCAGUGUUUGAAUGUAACAGUCGCUGUGCUUGUUCAGGAUCAUGUCCAAACAGAGUGGUUCAGAAGGGACAGCAACUUUAUCUUCAGGUAUUCAGAACAGAGCAUAAAGGAUGGGGGUUGAGAACUCUUGAAAGCAUUAAGAAAUUUACUUUUGUGUGUGAAUAUGCUGGUGAACUGAUUUCAAUUCAAGAAGCUAAAAAGCGUGCACAGGAAUUGACUCACGAGACUGGGAACUAUCUUAUAGUUCUCAGAGAACAUAGUUCCAAAGCCCAGGUGUUAAGAACUCACGUAGAUGCUCAUUUCCAUGGUAAUGCAUCAAGGUUUGUGAAUCACUCUUGCAGCCCUAAUCUCAUAAUGGUGCCAGUGAGAGUGGAUUCCAUUGUUCCCAGACUAGCCCUCUUUGCAGCCAGAAACAUUGACAUUGGGGAAGAGUUAUCAUUUGACUAUUCAGGGGAAUUUGAUGUCUGGCCUGCAGCUGAAACAAAUAGGGAACAUGUAAAAGGAUUGGAGUUCUUAAGAGACUUUGGGAAGGAACCAAAGAGUUGCUGUUGUGGAUCACAGGGUUGUAGAGGUGUUCUACCCUUUGAAUCAUCAUUAUAUUCGGCUUAAGUUGUCCAGGCCAAAUCAUGGCAUGCACUGGCUGGCAAAGGCUCAGAAGCUUUCAGCCCUCUCUUUCUCCAAAGACAUGGUGGUCAAAUAUUUAUCACUGAUGUGAUUUAACAAACAUAAAUAGCCAGGGUACGGAAGAAAGUUUGAGCAAGAUCAAGACAUGUAUUGGGAAAGGACAAAUUACUCAUAUGCCCAUGGAUGUACAGUGUACAGUGUACUAGAGAUGAACAGAUCAAUAAGAUUUGAUAUUCCAGCCUGCUAACCUAAAAUCCCAGGUAUAAAAUGCAGACAGGAGCUAAUAUUGGAUAUAAUUUACGAUGAUGAUGAUGAUGAUGAUGAUGAUGAUGAUGUCAAUGACAAUGCGAGGAUGAUGACAAGGACGAGGACGAUGAUGAUGAUGAUAAUGAUAUGUAAAGAAUUAUUCCACCUUAUAAUUGCUCAUAGUAUAGAUUGAUGCACUCUCUUGUGUUAUGUAUUAAUCAAUAACUGUAAAUACUGUAACUAAAUUUGUCUUUGACUUUAUUCGGUAAAAUAUGAGUCCUUAACUCAUACAGCCUUUUGUUGUAUGUAAUAUAACUUAAACUCCAGAAAAUAAAGUUAAAUAUAUCGAUCCAAGUCCAUUGAAAAUAAAUUGAUACUUUCAACUGGACAUAAAUACAGUGUAUAAGAGAUGGAUGUUCUUCAAAUAUUGAACAAUAAAUUAAUCUAGUAUAAUACAUAAUUAUGUCAAAUACAAGGGGAGGCAUAUACAACUGUACAUGAACAUUAUGGCAGCAUCGUUUUCAUUUUACCUUAGUUACAAACCUAGAAGUUUUUACAGUGCACUUCCCCACAGACAAUAUGGUACAUGAAUGCAAUGUUGUUAUAACUAGAAACCGAAGUUAAUAUCAUACGAUAUUUCCCAUAUAAGUGAAUGGCUAUUGUUAUUUUAUAUGCAUGCUCAACUGGCGAAUAACUAGCAAAAUAUUUUGUGUUUUCAGGUACAAAGUUAAAGUUAUGAACGUUAACGUUUGGUAUUUCAUUUGCUACAUAUUUUCAAUCAGUGUUCAUAAAUCGUAAAAAAAUGAAUGGAGUUAUUAUUAAAAGAGAAUUAUGUUAAAACUCUA